GUUAUUGCGAUCCGGGCAAACAGCAAAGGAGGCGUUAAUUCCCUCAAAUUCCCUCAAAGAAAGAGACAGACCCGGCGGUCAGGCAGAAACAAAGCCGUAAGCGCUGGACAACGGCCCCGAGUUCCGGGGGUAAGCGCGGGGCGGGCCUGGGGCUCGGGAGGAGUCUCCUGCAGGGCCGGGCCUCGGCGCCGUGCGCGGAGCGAGCCGGCGGCAGGUCAGAAAUCAGUCUACCCAGGAACGUGUUACUGGAGCAGCAGAGACAAAAAUAAGGGAGAUUUCUUCUCUCAAACCAAAGACUUGCCAUGUCUUACCAUUACAACGAAGCCUUUGAAAAUCCAGCCUACCACUUCUCAGAGACACUGGAAGUUGAUAGGAGCAGGAAUUCUGAAGGGAAUCAGCUCUCUCACCAAAACCCUUACGAUUCUCUGUCGUAUAGUUACCAAGGAGAGCACAGGGGAAGAAGACAAAAUUAUCCUCCAGCCAUACCAAUGGCUUCUCUGAGACACAACUCUGAAUACAGUGAAAGUUUACCAAUGGCUUCUCUGAGACACAACUCUGAAUACAGUGAAAGUUUACCAAGAGUUCAAGUCCUGAGCAGAAGUCCAUAUGGCAGAUCCCAGGAUAAUCUUUCCUUUGAGCCUGAGCCAGAAUUGGCAUACAGCCCAUGUUCUGCCUUCAGUCCUCUGGAUGACCCCUAUUCUCACAGAUUUUCCAGUGCAUCAGAAGGGAGCUUUGUUCGGAGACGCAACAGAAGGCCAUCUGACACUGCGACAUUUGCAACCCUGUCUCAAGCAACUCCAGAGUGCAGAGGAGAGGAAAAAUUAGUUGAAAGUCUUGCAAGCAUGUCCAAGCGUGAAAGGAUUAAAGUGAUCCAGAAAAUGCCAGAAACCAUGAAAAGAAAGAGAGAGAUCAGGAAUAAAGUUCUCACAGAAAUCUCAAAGAAAUCAGGGGGCUGUGGUACUCAGUGUGGCUGCUGUAAGCACUGUCUGCACAGAGCAAAAGUGUCAUUUCGGCGAUUUAGAAAUACCUUGUCAGAAUAUUUUCAGCGACUGAAUUUCUGGCACAAGACUCUGAAGAUCAUUGGUGGAGAGUUUGGAACAAGUGUUCUUUCUUAUUUUAUUUUUCUGAAAUGGCUGCUGAAUUUCAACAUCUUCUCAUUCCUCAUAAACUUUGGUUUCAUCACAAUCCCUCAGUUUGUUACAGCAGAACCAAAUAACCUUUCAUUCACGGGUCUGGAGCUGCUCACUGGAGCUGGUUAUUUUCAACAAACAGUACUCUACUAUGGCUUUUACACCAAUGCUACAAUCAGUCAAACGAAGAAUGGUGCAUCUUAUAACAUGCAGCUGGCCUAUAUUUUCACUGUUGGAAUAUAUUUUGUCAUCUGUUUGCUUAUCUUGGUGUUCAGCAUGGCAAAAUCCUUCUGCAGAAACUUUCUUAACCCUCAGAUGUACUCUGGCAAUGCAAGCAAACUUCUCUGCGCUUGGGACUUCAACAUAACUAAUGAAAAAGCUGUGAAGUUGAAACAAAAGAAUCUCAGCACACAGAUAAAGGAGGACCUCGCUGAAGAAAACAAAGAAGGUCUAAGUUUUACUGUAACAGAGAGAAUUGUUCGUAUUCUUAUCCAUCUUGGGUCAUGGGCUGCUUCCUUGGGAACAGCAGUAGCUGCUUGUGCUGGUGUUUACUUCCUCUCCAUUAAUAAUCUAGAGCUCUUUAUGAAAGGGAAUAAAAAUGAACUGGAAAGCCAAGCUGCCAUGUUGGUGCUACCCAUUAUUACAUCCCUCCUCAAUGUGUUCAUCCCAUUCUUCUACUCGUGGCUUGGAAACCUGGAGAAAUUUCAGAAUCCCAAACACAAGAUAUAUGUUGCUAUUGCCAGAACUAUAAUCCUGAAAAUAUCCAUUAUUGGAAUACUGUGCUACUACUGGCUUAACGUUGUGGCUGUGUCGGAGUCACAGUGCUGGGAAACACUGAUUGGCCAAGAUAUCUAUCGUCUUGUGUUGGUUGACUUCAUAUUUUGUUUGCUUGGCUCAUUCUUUGGAGAAUUUUUGCGAAGAAUUAUUGGAACUACAGUCUGUGUGAGCCUGGGGGUGCCAGAAUUUGAUAUUGGAAGAAGUGUUUUAGAUUUGAUCUAUGCUCAGACAUUGACCUGGAUCGGUAUUCUCUUCUCACCUCUGCUGCCUGGUAUCCAGAUGAUAUCAUUUUCUAUAGUAUUUUAUGUGAAAAAGGUCAGUCUGAUGAGGAAUUGCCAACCUCCUCGCAAAGCCUGGAGAGCUGCUCAAAUGACAACGUUCUUCAUGUUCAUUCUGUUUUUCCCUUCCCUCAUUGGAGUCCUGUCUGUCAUUGCAGUCACUGUCUGGAGGUUGAAACCUUCAAAAGAAUGUGGUCCUUUCCGAGGUCUGCCUUCUAUAUACACAGCAAUCUCUGAGUGGGUAAAAAUACUGCAAAAUUACAUUGAUUCAAAAUGGGUAGCAUGGGUCUACUACAACUUAAUAGCAAGUGAACUUUUCUUCUUCAUCCUCUCCGUCGUUAUCAUAGUUAUUGCUUACCUUUUCUGGCAAAUAAUAAGAGGAAGAAGAACCAUGGCCAAGCUCUUACGUGAGCAGAUUGUUAAUGCAGGAAAAGACAAAAGGUUUUUACUUGAAAAACUACAGAUGCUACAGAGAACACAAAAGCCAUUUGCACCAAGAGGACAAGAGCAGCAGAGAAUUUCUUCUUUAUCCCACUCACCCAUGCCACCUGCCCAGCAAGAAUCAAACUCUCCAGGAAGGACAUUUGACAGAAGUCAAAAUGCAUCCUACAAUGAGUAUCCUUACUCUGCUGGGAUCUCGAGGAGGACUGGCUUCCCAUCUGAUUGGGAAGCACCCCAGCCGAGCAGCAGCUCAGGGAUGUCUGAGGCAGUGGCACUGGCUCUGCGCGCGAGGCAGGCGGCUCAGUGGGAAGAUUUAAAUGACAACAGCCAUCUUCAACCAUGAGCAGGCAGUCAGCAAUGGGUGCUGAGUAACCCGUGGAUGUUCUGCAGAAGGCAAUACUGAUUCACACGACUGAAAACAACACUGAUUUUUUUAAUUCCCUCUCGUGGAAGAAAAAACAGGUUGCAAAAUGCGAUCUGAGCCAACUGAGCAUUGGUCAAAUACAGAGAAAAUAAAAUGAAA
Tympanuchus pallidicinctus (lesser prairie-chicken) is the source of this 3149-nucleotide messenger RNA. RefSeq names its product transmembrane channel like 5 (gene TMC5). Gene Ontology annotation, molecular function: mechanosensitive monoatomic ion channel activity. The record is from RefSeq and is a predicted model, not a curated record. Lineage: Eukaryota; Metazoa; Chordata; Aves; Galliformes; Phasianidae. The coding region runs from base 303 to 2969 and encodes 888 amino acids. Gene Ontology annotation, cellular component: plasma membrane. The transcript has 23 exons.